AUGACGUCGUGCGCCGGGAAUAUGAGCUACGGAGGAGGUUACACCGACGCCACGGGUCUGCCCAUGCCACUCAACUCCACCUUGCCUAGGAACUUUAGCUCCACCUCCUCCUCCUCCUCAAGGUCCUCCAUGAUGAUCACCAACGACGACUUCCGGGAGCUGAUGCGAGCUGCCUCUAAAAGGACCCUCGAGGAUAAUUUUGGGAUAGAGUCACCACAGCAGCGGUUCUCUCCCGCCGGCAUGGUCGGAGCAGCGCCGUCCAACGGAAUGGGAAUGGUACCGAGGAGUCGGUCUCAUACCGUCGGCAUCGCCAGGAUUGACGAGGACAAGCCUUGCGACUUCGCCGAAGAUAACAACAGCCUCAACACUACUACCAAUCUCUUCUACCCAAGAAGCAGAAGCUGCGCUACUGUCACAAAGAGACCUGUUCUCUCCCGCCACUACUAG
Messenger RNA from Telopea speciosissima, 447 nucleotides. RefSeq lists its product as uncharacterized. The transcript has a single exon. NCBI's taxonomy places the organism in Eukaryota, Viridiplantae, Streptophyta, Magnoliopsida, Proteales, Proteaceae. The record is from RefSeq and is a predicted model, not a curated record. Bases 1 to 447 code for a protein of 148 amino acids.